This is a messenger RNA of Entrophospora sp. SA101, 1776 nucleotides long. NCBI's taxonomy places the organism in Eukaryota, Fungi, Glomeromycota, Glomeromycetes, Entrophosporales, Entrophosporaceae. The record is from the annotation of a GenBank genome assembly.
AUGGCUUGUCUUCCUGCUGACUGUCUAUCUGAAAUCUUUUCAUAUCUUGAGAAUGAUAUCAAUUCACUUUAUAAUGCUAUACUAGUAAAUCGACUUUGGUGUGAAAGAGCUGUUAGGUAUUUGUGGAAGCAACCAUUCUAUUUACGAAUCAAAUCAUUCAGAAAGUUAAGUCGUGUAUCUCGUAAUUCUCCUGAAGGUUUACGAGUUUUUAUGAAGCUGGCAAAUACUUUAUUACAAUGUAUUCAAUAUAACCAAAAAAGAUCUAAUGGAGACAUAAGGAACGCGAUAUAUAUACUCAAGUUUGAUUAUAUAUCAUUCAUACGUAGACUGAAUUUCUAUCAUUUAAGGAUUGUGCUUAUGCAAUGGGCAAGGUUUCUAAGAGCCAAUCCAGAAGAAUUUGACACAGAACUUGUCAUUGAAAUAUUGCAAAGAAGAAAUACUAGAAAGUUUGCUGAAAAAUUUUUAAGUGAUAAGGAUAAUUCUAUUUUAGUUCAGAUUAUUGAAACCAUUGAGAGAUCAUUAAUUUUACAGAUUCCUAAUUUAGAAUGUUUCUCGAUAUAUGAACCAAGCCUUAACACAAAAUUAUUUUGGAAUAUUCGUAAUAAUUUAUAUUUUAUAUAUCCUGAAGGUGACCUUGAAUGUUUCUCACGGUUGACUAAUUUUGAAUGGUCUGCUAGAACUACUAAUGGAGAAAACUUUUUAAGAAAACUUUGCAAUGUUGCACGCAAUCUUAAGGCAAUUAAGUUUGAUUGGUAUGAGGAUUCAUUUUUAAUGUUCUUCACUAAAAACACUAAAAACGAUGAAAUAUUGAUAGAUUUAAUAAAGUCGCAAAAAUCAUUACAAGAAUUUCAUUUUUCAAAUUAUUCAAUGGACAUGCUUCCAAGUAUAGUCACGGGUCUUAAAUUUCAAUCAGAAAAUUUAACAAAAAUAGUUCUGAAAGACAUUAUAUUUAAGAAUUUGGAGUUUCUUAAUUUUAUAUUAAAUUUGAAGAAUCUCCAAGAUUUAAUUAUCAAACGUUGUGAUCUUAAAAGAUUCGAUCAAAAUUGUUGGCCGUUGGAAUGGAAAAUACCACAUUUAAUAAAAUUCGAGUUUCUUUAUAACUAUCCAUUUCAUUUUGUCAGAACUAUUUCAGAUUUACAAGAAUUUGAAGACAAAAAUAGCGAUCAUAUUUAUGAUCAUAAUAAUUCAACUCUCAAAGAAAUAAAAUUGAAUCAACAUAUUUCCAAUCCUGAUAUUCUGACUUUUUCGAAUUUUAUUUCAACAAAUUGUCCUAAUAUCAGUAAACUUGAAUUGAAUAGUUACAUUAGUGUCACAGCAUUGUCACAAAUUUUAUCAACUUGUUCAAAUCUUGAAAAAAUAAUAAUCAAAGAUAAACAUUGGUCCAUUAGCUUACAUAAAGAAACUGUUCAUGAUGUUGACAAAAUCAUGAAUCAGAUCGUGUUAACUAAAUUGAAAAAGCUGGAAUUGGAAGGAGCAUUCUCUUUUAAUCAUAAGUCAUUUGAAAAAUUCUUGAACAAUUCAACACCUCCGCUUAAAAAACUAAUAAUAACAGGAUCAAGUUGUUUUGGCAAUGACCAUCUCAAAGUAAUAAUGGAUUUACGCGGAGAAAACCUUAGAAAAGUUCAUAUAUUAUCUGCAAAAGACAUUAAGAAGACUCUUGUGAAUAAAGCUACUCGGAUGAUAAAAGAUUUUAAAUACAAUUUACUAAAUAUAAAAACUAGUCAAGAUUUAAGAAUUCUUCGUUAUUCAAAAAAUCGAGCUAACAGAAGAAAUUAA